Messenger RNA from Hydra vulgaris (swiftwater hydra), 1578 nucleotides. Its product is annotated as putative ascorbate peroxidase. Lineage: Eukaryota; Metazoa; Cnidaria; Hydrozoa; Anthoathecata; Hydridae. The record is from RefSeq and is a predicted model, not a curated record. Gene Ontology annotation, biological process: cellular response to oxidative stress; hydrogen peroxide catabolic process; response to reactive oxygen species. Gene Ontology annotation, molecular function: heme binding; peroxidase activity.
UGUUAUGAAUUUAGAAAACGUAAUUACUAUUUUAUCCGCUCAUAUACCACAAUGCAUUUUUAUAACAUUCUUAUAGUGGGAACGACGACUUAAAAAUAUUUAAUUACUAUUUUCCAUCUUCGUUGUUGCAUCUUUCGCCAUGCAUGCUUUGACUAGACUUUGGUGUAUUUCAUUGGUGUUGAAAUGUAUUGUGUCAAUUCAAAUUAUUCCUACGUUUACAAACUAUGAAAAAGCAAAAACUGAGUUGUUUAAUCUAAUUGAAUUAUUUAAAAAUGGCCGAGAUUUACCAAUGAUUGCUGGCUGUGUUCGUCUUGCAUUCCAUGAUUGUAUUGGGAAAGAAUAUUGUAAUGGAUGUAUUGAUCAUACACACGCAGGUAAUGCUGGGUUAAAAGUAACAACAGAUCGUAUUAAUGAAUUGUAUGAAAAAUCGUUUAAAGGUAGUAUUUCUAGAGCAGACUUUUAUGCUUUGGCCGCUGUCGUUGCUUUAACUAGGUCCACCGCAGAUGCUCCGGUAAAAUACAAAGGACUAGACUUUUUCAAAGUAGGUAGAAAAGAUUGCGACUCUUCUCCAAAUGAAAUUCAAAGCGUAACACCACCAAGUGGCACUGACGGGACAAAUAAAACAUUUAAAUUUUUUCAAGACAAUUUUAACUUUACCGUAAGAGAUACUGUAGUGAUAUUAGGAGCACACACACUAGGAAGAUGCAAUUUAGUAAAUACUGGUUUUGUUGGAACUUGGGUAGACGAUGAAUUUUCAACCGUUAUUAAAGGCCCAUCCACAUUAGCUCCAACAAGCGUUCUUGACAAUGCUUACUAUAGGGAAAUUAUUGAUAAUUUGUCAUGGAAACAGGUAACUAUUGAUGGUGUAAAAAAGCAAUGGCAAAAGGAAAAUACAUUGAUACCAAAUGAUAAAUUGCCCGAGGCUAACAGAAGUACAUUGCUUUUAAAUUCAGAUAUUACUAAUUCUUGGGUCAUUGAGCCAACCGAUGAAAGUGGAACUGUUGCUUGUGCACCAACGUCGACAAAUAAUACAUGUCAGCACUCAGUUGCUCAUAACUACACUCUUGAAUUUGCACGUAAUAACUCAUUGUGGAUGAUUGAGUUUACAAAUGUAUUUGGUCGCAUGAUUGAAAUGAACGAAAACGUUUUAAUGGAUCGGCCUACACCAAGCAGUCAAUGGCGAGUGAUACCUUUUUACGCAACAUAUAUUUUCACGUUUGCGUUUUAUAUUUUGGUUAUUCUUUAAAAAUUGUUUUUAAAUAUUUUAAUAUUUUUCUUGCACAUUUCUGCAUUCUAUAUUGUUUUAAUUUUUGAAUAAAAUGUGUUUUUUUUAUAUCUUUGUAACAAUUGAAAAAUAUUUAUUGUGUGACUCAUAUGUACCUUCUUAAAAUAUGUUUUACUAUAUAGAAUCUUAUUUUUUUUCCCUUCUUAACUGUCGUACGGUCAAUCCUUUUAAUUGUUGUGCGACCAAUACAUGUGUAAGACAAUAAUGCUUUGAUUUCUCGGUUAACUAACUUUAAUUAGUGAUUAUUUGAUUGGGCUAUGAUUGGGUUAAACUAAAUAAUAAUUCAAUUGCAA